Messenger RNA from Cricetulus griseus (Chinese hamster), 807 nucleotides. Lineage: Eukaryota; Metazoa; Chordata; Mammalia; Rodentia; Cricetidae. The record is from RefSeq and is a predicted model, not a curated record.
AUGACAAGAAAGCUCACAACCAGUUCCUUUGAAGGACUCACCCUGGCCAAGGAUUAUUAUAUCAUGGGCACCCUAGGUGAAGGGGCCUUGGGAAAAGUCAAAGUGGCUCUCCACCUUGUGACCCAGACUCUGGUUGCCAUCAAAAUACUGAAAAGGGGCACGAGUUCAGAACCCCUGAUCAGCUGUGAGAUUGAGCUCCUGAAAACAAUACAUCAUCCUCACAUAGUACAGCUGCUUCAGAUCAUCGAGACCAAACAGAAAACCUACCUGGUGAUGGAAUGUGCCUCCCGGGGACCCCUGCUGAAACAUGUCACUCAGUGUGGACAUCUGGGCGAGGAGGAGGCACGUACUCUAUUCCAGGAACUGACUUCAGCCAUCAAAUAUAUCCACAGUCACAAUAUUGUCCACAGAGACAUCAAGUCUGAGAACAUCCUACUGGAUUCAGAGGGGCACAUCAAACUCAGUGAUUUUGGUCUGGGGAAAAGAUUGACCGCUGGGGAAAAGGUCAAGGGCUUCUGGGGCACGACGGAAUAUUGUGCCCCUGAGGUGUUCGGUGACACAGAAUAUGAAGGGCUUCCCACUGACAUUUGGAGCCUUGGAGUGGUUCUCUACCUUCUGGUGCGGAUAUCUCCCAUUCAAAGAGAUUGAUCACUCCAAGAUAAAGUCACAGAUUCUAUCCCGAAACUGUUGGAUACCGACUCACCUCUCGCCAGAGCUUCAAGACCUACUGAACCGAUUAAUGUCAGUGGAUCCCACACAGAGGCCCCUCAUCGAGGAAGUUGUGGCACACCCGUGGCUGCGCCAUGA